Molecule: messenger RNA, 686 nt
Organism: Rhizophagus irregularis DAOM 181602=DAOM 197198
Lineage: Eukaryota; Fungi; Glomeromycota; Glomeromycetes; Glomerales; Glomeraceae
Source: RefSeq, a predicted model, not a curated record
AUGACAUAUUUCAGUUCGAAGGCAUGCAGAAAAGCAAUAAAACAUCAAAAUAUUGAUAGAACUCAUAAGAGCACUUAUUCAAAAAUGACAAGAUUAAUUUACGCAAUAAAGUUAUGGUUGAAUGAUCAUAUACAAAAUGGUGAAGCGAUCAUUUGGAAAGAUGAUAGAGUGUAUAAGCUAUUGGAAAAAAUUUGCGAGACACGGGAAUCUAACAAAAAUAAUAAAAAUCAAGAGCAAGAAUUACAACGAGGUGAUCAAAUUGAAAGCACUAUUGAAACUAAUAGUGUGAUCGAUAAAAGCGAAGAGCAAGACCUCACAGAUAAUUUCAGUGAUUCAACUAUGGAUGGAGAUUAUUAUACCUGUCUCUUAUACACAUCUAGAUAUGUGUAUAAGAGACAGGACUUAUACAGGAAAAUUAAAGAACAAUUGCCUCUUUUUCACCUUCCAUUAAAGAUCUUGAGUGAUAGAAUCUAUGAAGCAGAAAAAGAAGCAAGAGAAGUUUAUGAAACGACUACUGCUGAAAACGAAGAUAUGAAUUAUCAUCAAAUUUGUCAAAUAAUCAAACAAAUUCAAGAGUAUCGAGAUGAAGUGUGUGGUUUAUUUGAGGAAUUCGAAAAAAAGAUCAACGAAAUGAGAUCAUUAUAAUUAAAUGAAUUCUUUUUGAUAAAAAAAUUUUUUUUUUUUUU